This is a messenger RNA of Pocillopora meandrina, 12280 nucleotides long. Lineage: Eukaryota; Metazoa; Cnidaria; Anthozoa; Scleractinia; Pocilloporidae. The record is from the annotation of a GenBank genome assembly.
GACGAGUAAGAUGGCGGCGGAUUCAGUUAGGGACGAAAAAGUUACACAAACAAAAGUUAUUGUCGUUGGAGGUGGUUUGGUAAUUUGACUCUUUUAUUUGUAUUUUUGGGAAUAUUUUCUAGAUUUCUUAGAAUAUCUCUUGCAGUUUAUUGGCUUUUUCAGAAAUUGUAUGGACAUCAAUCGAAUCAAAUAUUUUUUAAAGAACUUACGUCUGAUCGAAUUAAGUUACGUAAUUAAGCGUGGAAAGGUCCCCGGUAAGUUUUGUCUUAAAUUUAAAGAGAGACUGGUAGAAGUUUGUUAAUAUUUGCAAAAUUGAAUCAAAUAGUUGUACUUUGCAUAAUGGGUCGAAAACUGGUCAUUGCGACAUGAGAUAGGAAAUUAUUCCAGAGCUUCAUUUGGUAUACAUAUUUAUUAACAUAAUUGACGGAAUUUAAACUUUAUGAGCCUAAGAGCACACUUUUGAUUUUUCAUUGCCUUACAAUAAUUAGGUGGGAUCAUUAUGCGCCAUUUUUCUCGCUAAACGAGGAUUUCACGUUGACCUGUAUGAAGCUCGCCAAGGUAACUAUAUACAGAAACAUCAUGCUGGGACAGCCUAAAAGUGGAGAAGGGGGGUGGGGGAGAGGAGUAAGGCUAGGGGAGUGGGGAGGGUUUGUGUCUAUCAGAUUCCUACAACCCAAGAGUUGGCCCCCAUAUUACCUAGGAGACCCUUUCCUCAAUAUCUGAGGCAACAAUUUUUUACCACUCCAAUCCAUUGAUGGAGGUCAACUGAUUUGUUUUAAAGUCAUUUUUAUCAGAAAUUUUACCCUGUCACUCCCAAUAGAAACCAAAAACAAUUUCCACUAAUGAUAUACUUUCAAGCAGAAAGGUAAAGAUGACAAAGGAAAAUAUUAUUAACCCUAACAUCAGUAUGCAUAUUCUCCAUACUGUUCUCUAUACAUUUGCUAAGGUGUGUUAAGAGGGACUCAUCUGACAAUCAAAUUAGCUUCUUUAAUUGGAUAUCAUUUUGUUUAUUCUUGUGACUUUUAUUUGGGAUUUUGUGGUGAUGUUUUAACCCUUUAAUUCCCAGAAGUGAUGAACAUGUAACUUCUCCCUAUGAUUUGCAAACAUUUUCCAGCAAAAAAAGGUAAUGACAAUACUCAAACUUAUCAAGGAAAAGUUGUUACCCUGAUCAAACACCAAAUUCUUGUAACUAAUUUACAGGAAAAUCAGUGGCAGCUAUAAGGGAGAAUUGAUAAUCAGAUCUUGGGAAUUUAAGGGUUAAGGAGAAAUGAGAUGCUGGUCACAAAUGGUUAACAGAGCUUGGGACCCUGAGUUGAAUAAAUAAUACAAAAACCACAUGGUGCAGUCCUCAUAAAUUUGAAUAUGGGUCUUUGAGUUGGUAUAAGAACUGAAUGGUGCCAUUCUCAUAGGAGUGUAUUGUGUUUUGUUCUCUGAUCAGAUCCUCGACUGGUGGAGUUUGUUGGUGGUCGUAGUACAAAUCUUGCUCUGUCCACAAGAGGGGCUGAGGCUUUAAGAGCAGUUGGGGCACUGGAGUCAGUAAGUUACUUACCCUUUAUACCCUAACGUCAGUAUGCAUAUUCUCGAUACUGCUCUUUAUAAAUCUCCUAAGGUGCUGAUGGGGAGAAUUUGCUUACCAGUCAAAAGCUUCUUUGGUUGGUGGGUUGGUGAUCAUUUCCUUUAUUCUUAUGACCUUAACAUAAGAUUCAGGUAUGAUAUUGUUGGGAGGAUGAUAUUUUUAGAGAAGUUUUCUUUGAUUGCUUUCCUUUAUUCUUAUGACAACAUAAGAUUCAGGGUUUAAAGAAGUUAAUGCUGGUUUACUUGUUUUUAAGGGUUAAAAAAAAAAAAAAAAGCUCAGCAAUCAAGGAUUUCUUUACUUUCAAACCAUGUAGGCAUGUAAUUUUAGGAGGAUCUGCAACUUCCAAAAUUUCACAUUUGCUGGGGAUGAUUCUCAUCUUAUGAGAAUAGAGCUAAGUCUUUGUUAAAGUGAGACACCCAUGUGGUAAACGAAAAUGCUUCUAAUUUCCAAGUCCAUUCCAUGACCAUCCAAGACAAUGUAGAAUGUCUACAAUUUUGAAUCUAGGAAGGUGCUGAGAAACAUUAGAAUUCUCAUUCAUUUUAAAUGUUCAGAUUUAUUUGCUAAAAAUAAAGAGCUGAGCUGAUAUUCAUGUUACAGUCUUCUUUAAUAUUUUUUUCAUUAUUCUUAGCAGGACAUAUCCAGGCAUGUUGUUGGGAUAAGUAGAAUGUAAUCUAAGAUGUUUAAAAAAUGUGAUAUAUUUUGAAGUCUUAAAGAUAUUAAAAUCAUUAACAGACCAUUCGACAAGUCCUAAUUGUACUAAAUAAUGCAAGAAUAAUCAAGUUUGGUUUUUAUAUAACAGAUUUCACCUCUGGGUGUGGACAUAUAUGGCCGAAAAAUUCAUCCCCAAUCAGGAGACAUAACAACUCUCUUCUUUGAACAUGGAGAACAUGUGAGGAGUUAAAUAAUUAUGAAGUUUAGCAAUUUAAAUAUGAUUUGUGAAAAAAAAGUAAAUCCUUUAUAAAGGCUUUACUAAAAGGCCAAAUUGGCCCUUGGGGCUGGCACUUAACUCCAGUUUCACUAGCACAAAGCGGCUAGGAGUAUUGCUACUUCCCCCUAGAUGGGAUGCAAAUCCAUUGCAGGGUUACCCCCAGCAUAUUUGCUGGUACCCAUUUGUACACCUGGGUGAAGAGAAGCACUGUGAGAGUAAAGUGUCUUGCCUAAGAACACAACACAAUGACCCCAGUCAGAGCUUGAACUGGGACCACUCGAUCCAGAGUUAACGCACUAACCAUGAGGCCAAUGUGCCUCCACUUAUGACUUGUGAGCAAGAGUUUAUUACUGAUCUUUUAAACUCAAUGCAUGCAUUUAUUUCACAUCAUCAUGCACUAGUUCGUAAUAGAUCACAGAUGAUGUCAAAAGGUGGUAUGAACAAAAGAGUGGCAUGCAAGAUCCAUUAGAAUGCAUCAUGAAGGUUCCAAGCAUAUUUUGACAUCUACUUUCAAGUGAUCUAUCCCUGUGAUCUAGUGCCAAGGUGACAGAGAUUAGUCUAUUUAAUUAUAUGAUAAAAAAGCCAAAUGUACAGUUGUUAAUGGUGACAUCGUGUAUGCUUUUGUCCCCUUGAAGAUCAUAAAUGAGAACCGAUCAAAAUGCCUGACUGUAUAAUUCAGCUUAUCAUAUAUUAAAGAGAGCGGUAUUGAGGUCCAUUAGAAACCACAAAACCAUAGAAAAAAAAACAUCCUAAACUGCAAAACUGCAAAAAAUGUGAACAAAACCAAUACCCACAUGCAAAACUGUCAAAACUGAUCAUUUUUCACAUCCCAGUAAUCAAAACCCUUUUUGACUCAAUGCAGUGGUGACAAGUGGAGCAUAUGGAGGUUUCGUGUCUAUUUGAGAUCAGUGGUGGCACAUAAUUGCUGCUCAGAUGGAAGUGAAACCAGGACCCAAAAAGGAAGAGAUGGAAACCACAUUGGAUACCAAAUCUGAAAACCAAUCAGUAUUUUAGACAAAAGCCAAAAACCAAAUACUAAAAAAUGCAAAAUUCGCAAACAGCAGUGAACACCAAAACUGAAAAACUGUAAAACCAAAAAAAUCAUCUGGUAUGAAAACCAAAAAAAAGAUCUAAAAUAGCCAAUAAAUUGACCAGAAUGAACUAAUUACCUUUCAAUAUCUGUGUGGUCUAUUACAUUAAAGCAGCUAUUUACCUCAGUGUUAUAGUGAAAGGGAUUGAUUUUUACCUCCACUUUAAUGAAUAAUUGGUAGUUAGUAUAUAUUAAAAGAGUGGAUGUGCUCUGAUUAGCUACUCAAAGUCCAGAGUCCUUUGCUGUUCACCUCUGAACAACUCACAAGAGAAUUGCAACCAUAGAUAUCGUAAUUGUUGCAGGAAUAAGUGAGUUAAAAUCUUCUUUUUGUGCUUUGCCACCUCACUGUUUUGGUAUACACUAAAACAUGUAUUCAUCUUGGUGUUGGCAGCUGGGGGUGGAUAUAGUGGUGCUUUUGAUCCACAGUAUAAUAAGAUGCAAUGUUUUUUUUCUCUUUCUGAAGCAUCCUAUGAUGGCGAUGGAAAGAAGGAAAGUUAAUGAAAAACUUCUUUCUGGUAUGGCUUUGAAGCGCAAUCAGUCAUGGUUUGAUUAUUUUUCUGUUCUUACACAGUUUUAAGAUAACACAAUUUUUGCCCCAAGAAGGCAGGAAUUUGAACAAACCAAUGUUCAGCAGUUGAAAUGCCUGUGGGUUGCCUGGGGUAGGGGGAGGAACGUUGAAGCUUGAAUUGAUCUGUUCAUUAUCUGGAGGUUGUCGUGGUUUUCAUAUAUAACAUGCUUCCAUCUGGAGUAUUGCUACUCACCCUGGACAGGAUUGAUGCUAUUCAUUACAGGCUACCCCCCUCUGAGGUAUUUUUUUCAGGCUUGUUUGACAGUUUGUUGGUAUCCAUUUAUACUCCAGUGAAAAGGCAAAGGCCAUUUCAUGUGAGAGAGAAGUAUAUUGCUCAAAAACACAAUGGGAUAAUGACCUUGCUAGUGUUCAAACCAGGGAACUUCUUGACCCUUGAACUAUCUGGUCACUGCAUCCUUGUUCUAUAAUGUUUAAUGAUGUUAAGUUUACUGGAUUUAUAUUUUCACAAUGGCAAUGAUAUAACUCUUUUUUGACUAGUUGCCGAGACCUUCCCUAAUGUGCACUUACAUUUUAAACACAAGUUGGUGUCUGCAAACUUGGAGGAGGGUCAUCUGGUACUUUCAUGGUAUGAUAAAAAGUUGGUCUUUUUUUUAGGCCUUUAUGAUGCAGUCAAUUAAUCAAAAUGUGCACAUUAUGUACUGGCCAAAACUAGUCCUUUUGUGUUAUUCUCACACAUGCAAAUUGAAUUCUCUACUUGUUCUGGCCAAUGUAAUUAAUUGGUUAAAUGCCUAGCAGAAAAAUGUGGGUUCUCCCCUCCUGAGCUGACUCAUUUUUGAAGAAAGGGUAACACGUAAAGGCCUCAAAUUAUUAUAAAAGAAGUAUUUUCAAUAGCCACACCUAGGCUAGUAUUUAAUGUAUUGAUACUUUUCAUAUCAGCCCAGAAGGUACAACUGUGGAGGUAGAUGCACAGCUCGUCAUCGGAGCUGAUGGAGCUCAUUCAACCCUAAGAAGCGAAAUGAUGAAGAAGCCAAGGUAGUUUGAGUGUGUGUAAGAGAAAUAUACUAUAAGUAUACUAUACUAUAUAUAAUAUGGGAGUCAAGUCCUCAUUCUUUAUUCUCCAUUUUAAAGCGAUGUGUAAUUCAGCUUACCCCUACUGCGAAAUCCCUAUUCCGUUACCCCCACUGCUAUUUAACCCUGGGCUUUCAUCUAAAUCCCUCAUUCCCUUACUUCUGCCCCUAAACUCAAAGCAGAUGUUUUGAGCAUUGGCCCUUUGUUAGAGUGGAUGACAAAGGGCCAAACUCUUUAUGGUGGCCAAUUUAUAUAUUUUAUAUAUUUAUCAAUUUAUAUCAUUUCACUUUAUAUGAAUUGUCCUAAAAAAUUGUCCUAAUUUCACGCUAGGUUUGACUUUAGCCAAGAAUACAUUUCACAUGGUUACAAAGAAUUCCAACUUCUGCCAAACAAGAAUGGAGAAUAUGCUAUUGUAGAAGAUUAUCUCCACGUUUGGCCACGAGAUGGGUUCAUGCUAAUUGCUAUUCCUAACAAGGUAGUAAUGCUGUUUUAAGUUUAUAUUGUCCCUUUUUUUAAAUUUUUCAUUAUCUGCUUUAAUUGCAAAAAUUUUAAUGGAUUAUGUGCUAUUUAACGAGAUUUGAUCCAUAGUGGCCAAUUUAAGACAAGAAAUAGUUUGUUAGUUGUUGCCUGACACUUUACCGAGAGUUUCAAAUCAGUUUUAAUAAAAUAACGUUAUUAACCCAAUGCCUUGAUAUCUUUGAUCAUUUAUUUGGUGCUACGAUUGCAUGAACCAGAUCAGUCUAAAAGUUUUGUAAAUAUUCCACUAAUACAGCAGAUUUCUCUUUAGAAAAUUUUUUGCCUAUUAAUACUUAUGCAUCCCAAGUGACUUGUCAAGGAUAAAAUCUGUCAUAAUUUCAUCAGUUAUUAUUCUUAAAUAAUCUUAGAUUGUGACUUUUUAUCAUCUAAGUAACAUCAUUUCCCUUUUUGAUGGGUCAACUUAUUGUUAUUGUUGUUUUUUGAUGCAGGAUCCAUCUUUUACUUGUACUCUUUUUAUGCCAUUUGAGCAUUUUGACUCUUUGAAGACAAAGGUGAAACCCCAUUGCUAUCAUGUCAGCCUGACAUUACAUUAAAUUACACCAGACAACAUCAGAUGAAAUCACAUCCUUCCAUGCCACAUCUUAUCACACUAUGUAAGGAGGAGGCACCAUGCCACAUCAUAUCACUACAGACUUCAUCAUAUUACACCAUGCCCCAGAACAUGACACCAAACCUCCUCACAUCACAUCACAUGUACAACACAACAUCACAUCUUACCACACCUUAUAAAAUCUCACCACACCACAUCUUAUGACAUCAUGCCACACCACACCACAUAACAUCUUACCACAUCACAUCACAUGAAAUCACAUCAUACCAUGCAACAUCUGAUGACCUCACAUCACACGUACCUCACCACAUAACAUCUCACCAUGUCACGUCACUUGCCAUCAUUCCACUCUACACCAAAUCACAUCACAUCACGUCUGAUGAAGAUUUCAUCACAUCACUUGUCAUCACACCAUAUCUCAUAAUAAGUAAGAUUUGCAAACCUGUGUUAAGCAUUAACUUUACUGAGUCACAGAAAUUACUUAUGUGGAUGGGUUGCUAGUACCAGCUUAGUUUCAUGCAUUUAGAUGACAGAAGACUGAUUUUACUUCAAUUUUUUUCUAUUUGCAUAGGAGGAUGUUCUGAGUUUCUUCAAUUCUGUUUUUCCUGACUUUGUACAACUGAUGGGAGAGUAAGUUAAUGUCAGACUCAAACAUUUGUUUGGUGCAUCUUUUGACUGCUUUUUUUAACCUUGUAUGUUUGGUAUUUCUGUUAAAUUGUUAGGGAAAGAAUUUUGGAAGAUUUCUUUAAAAAUCCUGUGUGGCAUACGGUUUCAAUAAAGGUAAAUAGCUGCUGACGGCAUUAACAUUGUCCGACGUAACUUACGUCAUGAAAUUUUUUUGUCCCAAGAGAAGCAUAAAAGCUUCAAAUGAAGGAGGGGGGCUGCAAUCAAAUUGGUGUGGAGGGGGGGGUGUAGAGUAGUUUAGACUGGGUUGUCAAACUUCAGCCUUGUUUAAGAAGAAAAUGAUAGAUUUUAAAUAAAUGUAAGUGGUACAUAUUAUGUAGACCUUACAACUUGAAGUAUUGUUGAAGCUGCUGUUGAAAGUCUCUUGUCCAGACAGACACCACAUUCAAGAUGCGGAAUAGUGAAACACCUUGCUGUGCUGAACAUAUUUAUAUGUUUCCUCGACUUGAUAUACAGGUUUAAUCUUAGGAUUCUGAACAAGCAAUGAGGGAUUCACAAGAUUCAUUUUACACUUUAGUACUCAUUUCAAAAGAAAUGAAAUUUUAUUGAAAAUUCACCAAGCCACAAAUGGAAGGUCUCUCAAAAAGUCUUUGACACAUCUCAAUAGAAAAAAAAAUGUUUGGUGGAUUUGUGUUUUCAAAACGGAACAUAGCGGCAGUCCUUUCUUGUUUUAGCUCAAAGUUUGCACAGCCGUACUUUUUCUUUCUGGCCCUGCCCAUAUCUUUGGUUAAGGUCCUCUCACGGGAAUUUUUUUGUAAGAGAUGAAAGUGCAAAUGGGACUGUACAAGUCACGUAUUAACUUUAUUUUCCUUCUCUCGUUUGAACCAUGCUAUAUUCUGCUUUUAUCCACAGUGUAAACCUUACCACUUCUCAGAUAAGGUGCUCAUUAUUGGUGAUGCAGCUCAUGCCAUGGUGCCAUUCUUUGGACAAGGAAUGAACUCUGUCAGUAGCUCCAUGAGUUUUCUUAUAUUUGUAAUAAUGUACGAUCGGUACCGAACUUUUGGGCACUUCCAAAUGUGAUGCUAGUCACCAAGAACACUUAAAUUAUUUUGCUUGCAUUGUGUUCGUCUUUCGCACACGCCCCAAAGGUAGAAUUUUGCAAACUAGAAAUUAAAACAUAACAAAAUAGAAUUAUAGUAAGUCCCUUAUUCGAUGUUUUAUUUUGUUUUUUGGUUCAUUUCUUGUAGAUUAGUCCACAACUCGCAAAAUAUCCAUGCAUAUCAUAUGUGGAACAAUUGAACAAGGUGUAUACACUCGAUUGCAAAAGCGUUGACACUUUAACAAAGCGUUCACAAUGAGCGAUGAGACUCUAGGGCUCUCUGGGUACAAAUAUACAUAAUAACCACCAUAGAGAAGAUUUUUCACGAAUAGUGAGAAAAGUGAAUCUCGGAUUAUGUAUCUGCGCGAACAUUUUCCAUAAAGCCAUUGAGUCUCAUCGUUCAUGGAUCAUUCUUUUUAGGUGUCAUUGUUUUCGCAGUUGAGGUAAUAGUUACUCCAUUGCUAAGGAACAUAUAUUAUAUAAUUCUUCCUUGAUCUUUCUUUUACCCUAAUUUCUUUUUAGGGGUUUGAAGAUUGCUUCAUUUUAGACAGACUGUUGGACAAGCACGGCAAUAACUUUGGUAAACAUCACCUUAGUGUUGUUAAAGAUUGGAAUCUUUGAUUCUUUUAGUGGUUUUGCUGUUGAUUGACCAUCAAUAAUUUCAUUACAUCCAUUUUGAAAUCACCGGUGAUCUAUGCAAUCUGAUUGGCUCUCAGCAGUGCCAUGUACUCACAAAUCAUAGUAUUUUUCGCCCUGAAUCCCAUCUUCUUUUCGGCCCAUGAAAAAGCUUUACUUAAGCGUAACAACCUAUUAGAUUUCAAGGCUUGUUUAACGUAACUAAUCAAAUUGCUGGAAAUUGAAAGACAAGUUUUGGAACAAUGAAAGCUAAGUUUUUCGUUUGUCUCACGAUGUAGUCGCGUGUGAUGUAGAUCGCGACGUUUCGACUGCAUACUGCUGGUCUUCUUCAGGCGAUGAGGUCGACUGUUUCGAUCCUUGCUGUUCACUCGGUGAUUUAUAUUAUGCACCAAUCAGAGCUGUUGAAAAACAACUAGUCACAGCAGAGCUUUAUAAGAUCACGCAUGACCAGUCGACCUCAUCGCCUGAAGAAGACAGCAGUAUGCAGUCGAAACGUCGCGAUCUACAUCACACGUGACUACAUCGUGAGAUAAACGAAAAACUUAGCUUUUAUUGUUAUUCACCACGAUGAAUAACCACAACCUUUUCUAAGUUUUGGAACUUUUUACAAACCAGCAUUAGUAUUGGAUCAUUCAAGUAAAUAUAUGUACAGACUAGAAAAUCCUGUAUCUGAGCGACUGAGUUUUGCAAUUUCAAAAUAGAUGUAAUAAAUUGGUAACUGAGCUUCUUGUCGCGCAAUUCUGGUCUGAGAUCAUACCUGAGACUUCGGAUCAAACUCGCACUGCGUGCUUGCUCCAUUUUGAAAUCACACUUAUGAUCUCAGACCAAAUUGUACUUCACUCAGUUCAGUUACUGUUGUAAAUUAUUGCAUAUUCGACAGGAGCUGUUUUGGAGGAAUAUUCUAAAGUUAGAAACAAAGAUGCAGAGGCUAUUUGUGACAUGUCUAUGGAUAAUUAUUUAGAGGUACAUUAUACUAAUUGUGGGGUAAAACCCAUCAUUACUAUUACUGACAACAGACGAACGCUUACAAGAAUUGAUUAAAAAUUAUCUCUUUUCGUAUUCUUUGACGCUUAAAUAAAUGUUUAUCCAUAGAAAUAACUGUUCUUUCAUAACCCUUCCUUUAUGAUUUUCAGACUUUCUUGAUUUUAUUUUGUUACUGUCAACUGAAAAUUGACAUGGGGAUGUUUAUCCCCACCUUUGAUGAGGACACUUGUGGGGGUGAUACACUGCGUUAUGCGUGGAGUACAUGUAUGCAAACCAGACAGUUCAUGAAUUUGGAUCAAAGCUCUGAUGGGAGACUUAUUUAGUUUCACAGUGCUUUUUAAAACUAUUUCUUUACUUGGACAAUUGUGCGAUGCCGCCCGUCACCCGUAGUUUGUAGUUUACUUUCUUAAAUAAAAUUUACUAUGUUUUAUAAUUCUGUUUUUCUUUUCUUUUUUUUUAUCUCGUGGGCAAUACCUCGCGUGAGUCCUUGUUUCCUGUUCGCACCAGCCCUUUUGGGUCCACAGCCUUUUUUUCUACUUUGCUCUCUCAAUAAUUGUUCUUUCUGUAUCUUGUAUUUUCGAUUCAUAUCUAAAAAAAUAAUGAGGAUACCAGCCAUUGAUUAGCGACUAUUCUUGGAGAAGCAGUUAUACCCCAAGCUGUUGCAUGCUACUGCAACUGGCAUGAGAUAGUCUAGAGUGACCAACCAGGGUCAAGAUUUAACCCAGUGUUGCAUUUUUUUUUCAUAUUUCCAGUUGAGAUCAUUGGUCAAUUCGUUUUGGUUCCUUCUGGAGAGAAAAGUGAUGUAUGCCUUAAACCGGUUGAUGCCCAAAACUUUCAUUCCGCUUCAUACUAUGGUAAGACUGACAAUUUUAGGGAGAUUUUUGAAGGCAGGAAAGCCAUUACAAUACGCACAAGACUAAGAUUGGUGAAGUAUUGUUACCCAAUGUUGCAGGGUCAAAAGUGAAACCCACAAAUGCCCUUAAUCACCUUUUAAAUAUGCUGAACCAUUGCUGGCAACGCCUCCAUUUGGCCAAUAUCAGUCUCUUUUUUUACUAAGGUUGGACCAAUACUUGUAAGUGAUCAAUGUUAUCACUCCCACUUUUCCACACAUAUUAGUCAUCCAUUUCGCUAAUAUUGGAACUGUGAUGGAGUUUACCACUUCGUCUUUUUAAUCAAGCUGAAACGAAGCCUAGUUUUUUGUAACACUGAUAUCGCAUGGGAAUGACUGGACACUCAGGAAAACCGCUCACAACAUAAAUAUCUCUCAAUUCUGUCACCGAUUUCGCCAAUAUUGGAGCAAUGUUAUUAGCCACCCCUAUAGCAAACACCAAUAAAAACAGAUCUUUCCUCAUAGGUAACGUACACACACAUACCUUAUCACGAAGUGGUUAAAAGAAAUCAGUGGCAAGAAAAGGUGAGCGUCUUUGUCCAAGUCUAAUUCAUAAGAAAGUUAUAUAAUUAUGCCGGAAAGGACACUACAGAGGAAAAAAAAAGGUAGUGUGGUUUCAUUCUUGCAAUAAGUUGAGAAUUUUGGAUGAAGUGUGGCAGAGGGUUUUAAACAUGGGUUCUGUUUUGUAGCUGAGAUUUCGCAGAUAAAAGAAUGCAAACAUUAUGAAACCACUUUGGUCUGCCAUGACGAAGACUCAAAUCAAACCUUCCUCUAAUUUUUUUUUUUUUUUCAAAAAAUAUUGAUUAAAUUUUUUCCUUGAGAGCAACAAAGUGUCCUACAAAGGAAAGAUACAAUGUACCAAAAACUGUGUUUGAGAGCAUAGAAAUUUGUUAAUACCCCUUUGGCAUAUUUUUAAAGGUCUUGUAAGAAUAGCCUGAAAGGAAACUUUUGAAUAAGUUUUGAUUGAGGCAAAAACAUUGCAGCGGGUUUGUAACACAAUGUGAAUGUUGUCACGUUUUUUUUUUUCAGAUGGUGCGCCUUCUUCUUAUGACUGGCUCAAUAACAGGGUUAGCUGGACUUAUGGUGAUUUUAAAGACUUGGAGAUUUCGAAUAAGCUGAAAAGAAAAGAAAGCAGUACAGUGCAUCCGUUGAAACCGGGGCAGCCCGGACAAAAUAACGUUUUAAGAACCUUCUGUGACCCGUGACAGAACUUGUGGAGGCUUUUAUGCAUUGUGGCUUUUCUUUGUGCAAGUGUCUAGGGCAAAUGAAACACUCUUAUUUUAACACGAAGAGUAGAGAUCCACAACCCAUAUCUUUAUGAAUUGAGUAUUUUUUUUUUUUUUUCUUGUAAGUUCUUGUAGUCUACGUGAUGUCUUGGGAUGCGAGACACACGUAACCCUUUACAACCCAACAUCAUGCAUGCAUAUUCUCUACAGCGUUCUUUAUGCAUUUCCUAAGGUGCUGACAAAGAGAAUUUUUUAACAAUCAAUAGCUUCUUUGGCUUGUUUUCAUUUCCUUUAUUGUUGUGACGUUGAUGUGUGAUUCAGGGGUGAUAUUAUUAGAAGAAAUUAGUAUAGUAAAAAUUUUAUAUAUAUUUAAUAGGGACUGUCAAUUGAUGACAAGUUAGGGUUAAUGUUGAGCUAGGGGAGGGGUAGGUGGGCAGUUGCCCAGAUACUGAUAUUAAUCCUUUAAUAGAGUCGAGGAGAAUUUUCAGGACUCGUCGAGAUUUAGAUAUAAAGAGGUUUUAAAUUCAAAGUAUGAAACGUGGAG